GACAGAUAACGUAGAUCAAAUUGAAUGUUUUGUGUAAUAUCAGUCAUCUUACAAAAAAGUUGUAAUUUGUGUCUGAUAUUAAUAGUUUUUAUAAUUUAUACUAAACAUUAAACGAUAAAAAAAACAUCGACUAUAAAAUAAAAGAUUGGUUUUAACCAUUCCAGUAAAUAUCAUAGUUUGCGUUAUUAAUAUAAUGGCGAAUGAAUUAGAAUCUGAAACAUUAAGCGACUGUGCAAUUGGAAAAACUGUAAAGAGGUCCAACGAAGAUGAACCUCGUCAAAAUUUUAAAAAAAGAAAAAAUGAAAUAAAGAAUAUAAACAUAAAUGAAAAAAAUCCUAUAUCUAUAUUGAAUGAGUUGAGAAUCGGUUUAAAAUACAACGUUGUUGAACAUUCUGGCCCUUCGCAUAAUCCGACUUUUAAAGUAUGUGUAGAAGUCGACGGACAGAAAUAUUAUGGUUCAGGAAAUUCAAAGAAAGCUGCCAAAUCGGAAGCCGCCACAGAAGCUUUAAAAUCAUUCAUACAGUUUCCAACGAACGGUACGUUUGUUUCUUCAAAUACUUUACCAGGUAUAAAAAUGGAUUUUACAUCAGAUCAAGUAAUCAAUAAGAAACAAGAUAGUGGAAACUCUAAAAAAAGUAAAGUAGUCAAAGGACCAUUAAUGUUAUUGAACGAAUUGUACCCUAAUGCAGAAUUCACAUGUAUUUCAAACGAGAGUGAUCCUUAUGGUAGAUUCAAAAUAUCCAUUAGGAUUAAUAAUCAACUUUUCAUCGGAACUGGUUCUAAUAAAAAACUAGCAAAGAACGCUGCGGCUUCUUCUGCUCUUAGUAAGCUCAUUAAUUACAGUAUUCCCAAUGUAUCGACUGCUUGUAUGGAAGACAUUCCUUUUGCUACAAAAGAUGAACAAGAAUUAGCGGAUGUAGUUGGAAGAUUGGUUAAUGAAAAAUUCAGUAGUUUGAUGGCUAAUGAUAUCGUUCAUAUUAGAAGAAAAGUUCUUGCAGGUAUUGUAAUGACAAAAAAUUCUGACAUCAACACAGCGGAAGUAAUCUGCGUUUCGACUGGAACGAAAUGCGUUUCCGGUGAAUAUAUUAGUAUAAAUGGGGCAUCGUUGAACGACAUGCACGCCGAAAUUUUAUCGAGAAGAUGUUUAGUAAAUUAUUUUUAUGAUCAAUUAGAAUUAACAACGACCAGUAAUAAUUCAAUAUUCGAAAGUAAAGGGGGUAAAGGUUAUCGUCUAAAGGAAGGUAUCGAAUUCCAUUUGUACAUAAAUACGGCUCCGUGUGGAGACGCGAGGAUAUUCAGUCCCCACGAGGAGAAUUCGUCGAUCGACAAACACCCCAAUCGAAUAUCCCGAGGACAGUUAAGAUCGAAAAUCGAAUCAGGAGAAGGAACUAUACCUGUAAAGAAUGCCCCUUCACUUCAAACGUGGGAUGGAAUCGUUCAAGGAGAAAGAUUGUUAACCAUGUCUUGUUCAGAUAAAAUAUGUAGAUGGAACGUACUGGGACUGCAGGGGGCUCUAUUAUCCCAUUUCAUACAACCGAUCUACUUGAAAUCGAUCAUUUUAGGAAGCCUAAUGAAAGAAAGUCAUUUAUACCGAGCCAUUUGUGGAAGAAUAGAAAGCACCCUACAAGGAUUACCGCCGCCGUUUUUAUUAAACAGGCCGAAAAUGUUGAGGAUUACAUCGACGGAAGUUCGACAACCGCAAAAAGCCCCAAAUUUUUCAGUAAUAUGGACGUUGGGUAUGAAAGAACCUGAAAUAGUGAAUACCCAUGUGGGUAAACCGGAAGAAGGUGUAUCGAUGGUCUGUAAACAGAGUUUGGCUAGUAGAUUCGUUUCUUUGUUUCCGAAAUUAUCGAAUACUACUGAUAUCAAGGUAUUACCCUCGACGUUGAUGUACGCAAAAGAAAGUGUCUCUAGUUAUAAAGCAGCAAAAAUGAGUCUGUACGAAGCUUUUGUCAAGGCGCAGCUGGGUUCCUGGGUGUCUAAACCAUUGGAGCAAGACAUGUUCGAUAUCGUUCCUGUUAAACCAGAAAAUUUUAUUUAGGAUCGUUUUGUUGAUGCUUUUUUUACAAUUUCGUGUACCUUUAUAUUGCAGUGAUGAUUUCAUUACUUUUUUUUUUAAAUUUAUAUAUAUAAGCAUUAUACAAAGUAAUCUAAACAUUAAAUGUACAUUUUUACAGAAGUUUAUUAAGUGUGUAAAUAUAAUAGUUGAAGCAGUUCAUACAAGUCCGCUACUAUCUUCAACGCAUUCUAUAAAAUUAACACAAAUAAAGAAAUAAUUUGAAUGAAAUUGUGUUCAAAAUUAAUAUAAUUUCAGUAAUUGUGUUAAAAACCUCUUCUGUCCCUUCAAUAACUAAUUUAUUUGUUAGUUUUUGGUUAACAAUAACUUGGCAGUCACCAGAUGUCAAGUUGUUUCAAAUCAGUUGCUAUGAUCUGUAACUUUUUAAAAACUUUUAUAUUACUUUUGGUAGACAGUGGAUAUUGUCUUUAAAAACUUUGUUUUGUAUUCUUGUUAGUCGUUUCAAAUUAGUUGCUACACUCAGUAAUAUUUCCAAAAACUCUAUUUUAGUUUAGGACCUCAAUAACUUGGCAGUCAUCAGAUUUAUUUUGUCUGAAAAUCCUCUAUUGUUCACUAUUAGCCACCAAUAACUUGGCAAUCGCCAUAUAUUUAGUUGUUUCAAAUUAGUUGCAUUAGUAAUUAUUUUAGGUCCACAAUAACUUGGCAAACAUUAAAUAUUUCCUAAAAUCAUCUGUUUUUUUUACAUUUGGUUCACAAUAACUUGGCAGGCAUCAGAUGUUAGUUGCCCCAACAGUUCAGAAGUAAUAUUUUUUUUAUCAAUCUUCUAUACUAUAUAUGCAAUCAUCUCUAAAAACUUCUUUAGCAGGUAGUUUUAGUGAAAGUUUGUCCACAAUAAUUUAAUCAAUUAUUAGAUAUCACGUUAUUUCAAUCUUGUUACAAUUCUACAAUCUGUUUAAUGAAAAUAUUUUUCGUGGAUUCUGUAUUUGGCAAUUAACAUAUGUAAAAUAAUAGUAUUUAUUACUUUUGACCUACAAUAAGUUGGCAAUCAUUAGAUAUUGAGUCCAAUAUUUGUUAUUUCUUUGAAAAGAAAAAUAUUUAACGUUAAAAUAGCAUUACUAAUGAUAUAAUUUAAUACUUUAGGUUCACAAUAACUUGGCAAUCAUCAGAUUUAAUAUUGUUACAAAAUAUAAAAUUAGACUAUUAAUCUUUUUGUUUUUUUCAUUGUUAAAUCGACAUCAAAGACUAUAUUGUUUGUUAUUUGUGUUUGUAAUAAUAUAGCAGUCAUGAGAUGAAAAAUUAUUAAAAAGUUGCUGAUUUACAUUGCAAUUAUUUUUCAAAAUCAUUACGAAUUUAUUUAUUCAAUUUUUAUUUGAUAUUUUUUUUAUUCUCGUUUUGUUUUUGGAACCUAAGUUUUAUAAAUACUAUUUUAGAACUGCUUCGAUUUAUAAUUUGGAAUUGUACUUGGAUUUUUUCCGAUUCUCAAAUGUAGAUACGUUUUAAUAUAAAAAUAAAUCUAGAAUUAAUAAACUUGUCAAAUUAAUUUGAA
Messenger RNA from Diorhabda sublineata, 3563 nucleotides. RefSeq names its product double-stranded RNA-specific editase Adar (gene Adar). Gene Ontology annotation, molecular function: double-stranded RNA binding; double-stranded RNA adenosine deaminase activity; tRNA-specific adenosine deaminase activity. Gene Ontology annotation, cellular component: nucleolus; cytoplasm. The transcript is spliced from 3 exons. The record is from RefSeq and is a predicted model, not a curated record. Gene Ontology annotation, biological process: adenosine to inosine editing; RNA processing. Bases 194 to 2041 code for a protein of 615 amino acids. Lineage: Eukaryota; Metazoa; Arthropoda; Insecta; Coleoptera; Chrysomelidae.